AUGGAGUCGACACAGUUCAGUUUGAUAACUUUAAACGAUUUUAAAUGGCUGAACGAGCCAAGCAAUUGGAAUCUAUGCGAUAACGAGCUCAAAGUGUCGACGGACAACAAAACUGAUUUUUGGCAAGAAACAUGGUACAAGUUUCAUUUCAACACGGGACAUUUAUUUGGAAUCGAUGUUAAGGAUGAUUUUUGUUUGGAGGCGUGUAUCGAAGCUGAAUUUUCAAAACUAUACGACCAAGCUGGUUUGAUGAUUUAUUUAGAUGAAAAACAUUGGCUUAAAUGUGGAAUAGAAUACAACGAUGGACAACCGAUGAUCAGCAGUGUACUAACUAAUGAAGUCUCAGAUUGGGCAACCGGUGUUUUCUCAGGAAAUCCAAGGAAGUUCUGGCUUCGAUUAAUCAAGACUGAUAAUGUUGUUUGUGUUAAGUAUUCGCACGAUAAAGAGUCGUGGUCGCUUUUACGACUAUGCCCGUUUCCAAGAAGCGAUGCUUACUUUGUCGGGCUCAUGUGUUGUACUCCGCAAAGAGAUGGAUUAAAAGUUAAGUUUAGUGACGUUUCUGUUCGCUUACCGUGCCAGGAUAUUCUACAUGGCGUAUAA
Molecule: messenger RNA, 600 nt
Organism: Leptosia nina
Lineage: Eukaryota; Metazoa; Arthropoda; Insecta; Lepidoptera; Pieridae
Source: the annotation of a GenBank genome assembly